GAGAGAGAAGGAGGGAAAGAGAGAGCGGGAGAGGUUGGCCAGUCAUAAACAGCAAGGUUGAUGAGGGGGAGGAGCAAUGAGGGUUAAAACAGGAACAGAGUUGAUAAAACAGUUCCAAAGUUCAGCUCCACACCUGUGGACCGACAGCAGUCUCCACUCACCAGCUCACAUCUCCUGGCCUCCCUCUUUCACCGCCUGGUUCUACCGCCUGGUUCUACCGCCUGGGUCUACUUCCUGGUUCUACCGCCUGGGUCAACUUCCUGGUUUUACCAACUGGUUUUACUUCCUGGUUCUACCGCCUGGGUCAACUUCCUGGUUCUACUUCCUGGUUCUACUUCCUGGUUCUACAACCCAGUUCUACUUCCUGGUUCUACAACCUAGUUCCUCCUCCAUUACCUGGUUCUAGUACCUGGAACUCCCUGGUUCUCCUGGUCUCCCUUAUCUACCUGGUUCCAGAGGAGGGGGGUGUUGAUCCGGUGUGUUCCCAGGGAUCCAGAGCCCUCUGUGGGGUACCUCUCAGCUCCGCGCCCCUGUUGGGCACGGCUGUGGACCCAGGUCUGAUUAGACCCUCAUAACCUGCAGGGAUGCUCCAUCUUGCGCUGGUCCUGGUUCUGCUGCUGUACCACCAUGGCUGCGGGGUAUCAUGUCAGGAGAGACCAUACUUUGUCUCCAGGAACUUCCGUAACGUGCUGCAGUGGGCUGAGGAGAGUGGUGGAGGGGACGUCCUCUACAGUGUCUUCUGGGCCAGAUACGGGACAGAGUUUGAGCCAAAGCUGGAGUGUCAGAACAUGACGUCUCUCUCCUGUGACCUCAGUACUGAGACGGCGUAUGACUACCACACCUCCCGCUUCCUGGCUCGUGUCUACGCCGACGCCAAGCUGCUGGGAGAAACACAAACCUUCAAACCCCUGGAAGAUACGGUACUGGGCCCUCCUCUCCUGAGUGUACGUGAGUUGAGGGGGUCUGUGGAGGUGCGUUGCUCUCUCCCCCCUGGGGUUGUGGAGGUGCUCACCACCAACACGUUCUCCUACCCCCACCAUGCUGCCUACUACAGCCUCAACAUUACCACUGGCAAUGCUGACGUGCAGAAAACUUCCAAUGGGGUGUUCAAGGUCCAGAGAGCAGGUGUGUCAAAGGCCUGUGGGGCGGUGGUGUACCGUCCACACCUGAACCAGCAGCGCUCCCCCAGCCAGGAGGCCCCCUUCUGCAUCAAUGCCCCCCCCACAGAUGACCCCUGGCACCUGUUCCCAUGGUUACUGUCGUUCGCCUGUCUCCUUGUGGGGUGCGUACCCAUAGUUACGGUGUUGGCGUGCCACUACGUGAGACAGAAGCGUGAUCUUCCAGACUGCACGAAAGUGAUUUCCAACGAGGGCCCCGUUCACCUGCUCCAGCCCCAGAAGGUGGUCCUCUCCCUGGCCCAUGCUGAGGGGCCCUGUCUGGGGGGCACAGAGGGGGCCAGGAAGCCCCCCUUCACCAGGCCCCAGGUCAGCAGGGACUCUGGCUGCUACUCCCCCCAGGAUGCCCCCUCCACCCCCCCUCUCUGGCAGGGGGGGCCCCUCUCCCCCCAGGACGCCCCCUCCACCCCCCCUCUCUGGCAGGGGGGGGCCCUCUCCCCCCAGGAUGCCCCCUCCACCCCCCCUCUCUGGCAGGGGGGGCCCCUCUCCCCCCAGGACGCCCCCUCCACCCCCCCUCUCUGGAAGGGGGGGGCCCUCUCCCUCCAGACACCCCCUCCAGAAGACUCCAACAACAGCCUCCACUCCUCCACCAUCUACAGCAUGGUGGGGGUCCAACCAGCCAGGGAGGGGGGCCCGUCCCCCCUGGGGCUCAAAGAGAACCAUGCCCAGCUCUGGGCGCCACCUACAGGGGAGCCUCCCUUCCAGAUCCCCCUGGAGCCGCCCCCCUCUCUGGGCCCCCGCCUCCCUGGCCUGCAGCCAGACACCCAGAGAGCCACGUCCGUCUGCCUGACACCGCUCUCUCACAUCGAGGGGGGGUUUCCUAUGGCAAACCUGGCAACCGCUGGAGAGAAGGCACCCCUGUUGUCAGACCUUCUAUGCGUGAGGGAUUCUGAUUGGCUGGACCCUGAGGAGACCCGUGUGUACGUCUCCAACCAGGUCCCCCAGCACGGCCCCCCCCUCUGCCUCCCACACCUGAUGCCCCCCUCAGGAGAGCCGUCGUCUGGGUACAAGCAGAGCUGGUUCCCUGGGAUGGUGGUGGAGAGACAGCACCUCCCUGGGAUGGUGGUGGAGAGACAGCACCUUGCCACCCAGCCUCCCCUCUGGGUGUUGCUCCUGAGAGGCAGGUAUGAGCCUGGGCAGAGACACAGGGGAGAGACCAGACAGCGGAUCCGGCUCAUCGUCAGCUGA
Messenger RNA from Hypomesus transpacificus, 2363 nucleotides. RefSeq lists its product as uncharacterized. Gene Ontology annotation, molecular function: protein binding. The coding region runs from base 585 to 2363 and encodes 592 amino acids. The record is from RefSeq and is a predicted model, not a curated record. The transcript has 8 exons. NCBI's taxonomy places the organism in Eukaryota, Metazoa, Chordata, Actinopteri, Osmeriformes, Osmeridae.